GGAGGAAAACAUCCUGUCUGAGCUAGCUACGGCAAGCCGCUAGUGACUUUACAUGUGCUUCAUCAGUUAGCGACGAUUUAGAGUAUGUUAAAACCUGUAAUUCUGUUUACAACGUGGCUUGUUAACCAAUUGUGCUGAAAAUGUCAUUAUUUAGCCUCUCUGCCAAACGAACGGGCUUCGGCGUGUCGUCGAAAAUUAGCUGGCUGUCGUCAAACUUAGCAAACAAUAAUAACUCAGCUUUCAGUCACAAGCGAAGAACCUACAUCACAGAAGUAAAGCGACAUUUGAGCUCCAAACCACACAACGCCAAGGUACCAAAGACUGCAACAUGGGAUCCAGUGAGAGAGGACCAACUUCCUCCGCCCUCCCUAAUCCCUGCGGACCUGGUUGAUAAACUGGAGCGACUGGCCUUGGUUGAUUUCCGCACCAAACAGGGACUAGAAUGUUUGGAGAAAGCGAUACGAUUCGCUGAUCAGCUUCAUUUAGUCGACACGACCGGGGUUGAACCAAUGGAUUCAGUAUUGGAAGACAGGGCCUUACACCUGAGGGACGAUGCAGUGACAGAUGGGGACAGUGCAGAAGAACUGCUUCAGCUUUCCAAAAACACAGUUGAAGAAUAUUUUGUGGCACCACCAGGGAAUAUUCCUCUACCUACGAGGGAGGAGAGGACUGCCUUGCUCAAACACUCAGAGUUCUGAUGUUCAUUCAUUUAUCUUUUAUAUUUAUUCAUCACUUUUUAUUCAAGAUGUAAUUUGAAAUAAAAAAAAGACACUUGUGUCCUAAUGCAAUGAUAGGGACUCAGUUAAGAGACUGCUAAUCUCAAGUACUGAUGAGCUACAUAACCUAUUAUAUACAUGUACAUCUUAAAAAAUUAAAAUAUAAAAAAGUUCAA
Molecule: messenger RNA, 892 nt
Organism: Cheilinus undulatus (humphead wrasse)
Lineage: Eukaryota; Metazoa; Chordata; Actinopteri; Labriformes; Labridae
Gene: gatc
Product: glutamyl-tRNA amidotransferase subunit C
Exons: 5
Coding region: 141-698 (185 amino acids)
Biological process (GO): regulation of translational fidelity; glutaminyl-tRNAGln biosynthesis via transamidation; mitochondrial translation
Cellular component (GO): mitochondrion; glutamyl-tRNA(Gln) amidotransferase complex
Molecular function (GO): glutaminyl-tRNA synthase (glutamine-hydrolyzing) activity
Source: RefSeq, a predicted model, not a curated record